AUGGAAUCCCAUAUAAGAUAUCUGGAUGAGCUCAUUCUUGCUAUCGAGGGCACAGAAUUUAUUACAAAGGAUGAGUAUUUCACAUAUCCACCGAACAUUAAUUUAAAUGACGAUACCAAAUACAUUAAAAUUAUCAAGACACUACUAAAAAACCUAAAAGAAUCCCCAGACACCUCGUCAAUGAUCAACGACAAAGUAUUUUCCAAAUCAAUUAUUGUGCUUGAUAUAUUGUUCCAAAAGAAGCCUUAUUUACUGGUAUGCAGCGACCUCCUUGAUAAAAAUUUACUUACCAUUAUAUCAUUAAUCGACGAGUUUCUAAUAGUCUCUAACCUGAACUAUGCAAUACGGCAUAGACAAUGGUUCAUACGAAAGAAAGUGGGUUCAUGGUGUAAGCUGACUACUAUCUUAUUUGGGCGACAGUGCAAAAACAAAAUAUCAGAGCAUUUCCAAGCUACUCUAGCAUCUGUCGAACGAGAAAUAAAAGGUGUUUUGAUGAACCAAUGCGAAACAGCAAUUUUCUAUUCGCAAAUAGCAAGAAUGUGGACAUUGUUAUACUGGCUGAAUUCACCUCGAGAAAUAUUCGGAUCCUGUCUCCUAUUUUUAGACUCAUCAACCGGACUAUGUAAAUGGAAUUUUGAAUUUCAACGGUUGAUUCGAAUUAUUUUUUUUGUCUUUGACUCGAUUAAAAUAGAAUCGCAACAAUGCCUAAAUUUGCAACUGGAUUAUCUGUCUCUGUUAGUACUAAGCUUAUCUGAUAAGUCAAUGAUGAACGAAAAGAAAAAAUUAACAAUUAUAUCAACUUGUGAAUUAAAAUAUGUGUUAUCUAUUAUGCAUCAUAUUUUGGAACGUCCAAGACAUAUCCUUCCGAACAACGCAUCAUUUGCCAAAUCAAUUCUACGGGUUUACCUUCUUUGCAUUUCCUCUGAUAGUUUUGAUUCACUACUUUAUACAUUUAUUAGCAAUUUUUCAAUCGAACAUUGGAUAAAACAUGACACAUUGGAGCUAAGAAAGGAUAAUGCCGCUGAUCUGCCGUUAUCGUUCGAUAUAUUCACAAAUAAAGCACUUCUUUUGAUCUAUUUCGAUAUUCAAAGAAGAACUGCAUCAUCAGGUGAAUUAGAAUACAAUGAGAAGUAUAGUAUUUGGUGUUCUAGGUCCUCUCAGACCACGUCUUUGAUUGAGAUGGCAACUACUCCUUUUCCAGGCAAUGAGAAACAAAUAGAGAAAAUCAGAAUACUGAUAUUGGAAAGCUUUCAUAAAAAUAAAAAAUACUCUAUUCUGAAUAGCGAAUUGAAUGUACUGAGCCCAGGAAUGACAAAACGAACGAGUAACAACCCACGACUGCUAUUUAAUGAGAUUUCAGUAUCCAUACAAACGUGCUUAACAACGAAUAAUACCAGCCGUUUAGUGGACAACAUCAAAAUUCUAGCUAAUUUGACAUGCUUUGAAAAUUCCAACCGAGAAGGCUUAGCUGAUUGGAAUACAUGUCAGUUAUGUGAUUCUGUAGGCUCAUGUAAUAUUUUCGAACGAAUCGAUCCAGAUAGAAACAUUAGUGCCGCGGCAUCACCUGCAUUGACAAUCCUUAAUAAAUAUCUUCUUUUACCAGAGUACACCAAUAAAUACAACGACUCGGUAUUAGCUAGCAUUUUGUUAUGCCUUCAGAGAAUUUUUAUGCACUAUCAACCUCCAAAACUAGAUCAUGAAGAACUUCAAUUAGGAAGUUCCCUUUUUAGAUUUUUUACGCUGUGUUUUAAGCACCCAAAACGGUACAUUCGUCUUUUAAGUAGCCGACUACUACCGCUAUGGAACUUGACAACACUCGACAUAAAUAGAGAUCAACAAACUGCUACUUUGAUAAAAUUUUUACAGGCAAAUAACGAAGAAAACCUAACAGAGGUUUGGGUGAUAAGUUGGACCCAACUAACACUGACUACAUCAGGUGAGGUUUUUGAUAGUCUUCUUCUAAAGCUAUUUGACAUUUUCAGUUCUAAGAAAUAUGCAUUGUUUUCGAUGAUGGCUGUUCAAAUCAAAAUAAUGGCAUUUAUGUUACACAAGACUCCUUAUACACUACUCUCCCCUAUCCUUCCAAUUUUGUUACGGCAGUUGGGAAAAAACCUAGUAGAAAAAAAGAAUACGUUCUAUCGUCUAAUUAACUUACUAGGAUAUUCUGCAAAAACAAUUCUAGGAAUGUUCCAAAGAUAUAUCGUCCCUUAUGCAAUAACCCAAUAUAGGACGGACGUUUUUAGCGAAGUUGCUAAAAUAAUGUGUGAUUGCGAUCCAACACUGUUGCUUGAAGAGAAAAAAACUUUACUAAGUAAAAAUAGUCGAUAUAUUUUUGCAGUAGCGCUGGUAAAACAUGGAUUUUUCUCUUUGGAAACAUUGGAAACUCUUUUUCUCAAUCGUGUUCCAUCCUUCGACAAAAACUAUAUCACAGCAUAUUUGCCAGAUUAUAAGACAUUAGCAGAGGUUGUCAAAUUGUAUAAAAACUCAGAAGGAUCCGAACCUGAAUUUGUCGAGAAUGAAAAAUCGGUCCUAGCUGCAUUACGAUUUUUACUCAUAAAUUUCACCACUGGAAAACAUUUGUUACCUCGUUAUAAACCAAAUUCAAAUUCUGAGUGGUCCAUUGAACAAGAGGAAUGUUUUCAACGUAAUUUACUGCAGAACAUCUUAGGUAUUUUCCAAGUUUUUUCAAGUGAUAUCCAUGAUGUUGGUGGAAGGACUACAUACUAUGAAAAAUUAAGGGUUGUUAAUGGUAUAUCAUUCUUAAUAAAAUAUGCUUCAAAAAAAGCUAUUAUUUCGGCGCUGGCCCAAAUUAGCAUAUGUUUACAAACUGGUCUUGAAAUAUGUGAAGUCCGAUAUAGUGCUCUCCGUUGUUGGUAUCUUCUAAUUGAAAACCUUAACGAUGAGGAACUUUCCACGAUAAUUGACGCUUUCAUCGCUUAUAUCCUUCAGCAAUGGUCACAAUUUGACUCAAAAACGAAAACAAUUGUUUACGAAAUUCUGGAUGUCUUGGUCAAAACAAAAAGUGAUCUGACAGUAGUGUUGAAACCAUAUAUUAGCGUGGCAUUGGCGGGUAGUGCACAAGUAGACAUUUUAUCAAGAGAUGGUGCUUUCGCAAGAAUAAUACAUAAAAUAAAAAUAAUAUCGAUUUGGUUCCGAUUUUUUUCGAAAAACCUUGAAAGCAACAAUAAAUACAUAAUUCACCAGAAUCUCAAUGAUUUAGAAUUGCAUUUAAGAAAACAAAACGAAAGAAUAACAAAUAGAUGGAUGGGGAAUACGGAUUUAUCGAUGCUAUUAGAGGCCCUGUUGCGAACGUCACAAAAAUUCAGAACGAUAGAUGAUGAAUUAUGUAAAAAAAGUGCCCGUUGCAUUGGGUUGAUAGGUACAUUUGACAUAACCAAGAAUAAAUUCAAUGAGAGAAAAUCCGUUGGUGACGAGAUAUUCGAUUUUAACAAUGACGUGGAAACUAUAAAAUUCCUGAUAUGGGUAAUUAAUGAUAUUUUAGUACCUGCAUUCUGGCAAAGUGAGAAUCCUAGUAAACAACUUUUCGUAGCGCUCGUACUUCAAGAGUCCCUAAAAUACUGUGGUCUAAGUAGCGAUUCAUGGGAUAUUAACAAGAGGGAAUUGUUUCCAAAUGAAUGGAUUUUGUGGAACAAAUUUAAUACGAUCUCCAAAACUACCCUAUAUCCGUUGUUAUCGUCUUUGUAUCUGGCACAGUCAUGGAAAGAAUACGUCCCGUUACAAUAUCCUUCCUUUAAAAUUGAAGACGGUUAUCGAUCUUGGAUAAAAAGUUUUACGUUAGAUUUACUUAAAACAGGUACAGAUGAGACUCAUCCACUUCACGUGUUUUCUUCAUUAAUCCGGGAGGAUGAUGGUUCGCUUUCAAAUUUUCUUUUGCCGUAUAUUAUAACUGUAAUAAUUGUUAAAGAAGAGACAGGAUCGAGUUCAUCCGAUCUAAUGAAUAAUAUCAUUAUGGAAUUCAAAUUUAUUUUUGGAUUUAGUACAGCUGGAUUGAAUCAUCUUCAGCUCGAUUCGUUAAAAAUGUGCUAUGAGUCCAUCUUUAAAGUUUUAGAGUAUGUGAGAAAAUGGAUAACUAAUUUUAGGCAGAAAUAUCAUGAGAGUAAUGGAACAUCAAUCAUACGAGAAGAGAAGACCUUGAAAAUGCUGAAGAAAGUUGAAGAAUUUUUGCAUUCGAUCGAACCUGAACUCCUGGCGCGGCGGUCAUUGGAGACCAACUCCUUCGAAAGGUCAGCUCUAUUUUUGGAGCAGUGCUACCGCGAAAACGGAAAGAACUUAGGUAACACAGAAUUACUUUGUAAUCUACAAAAAACAUAUGAAGAGAUAGGAGAUGUCGACUCAAUUGACGGAAUAUUGAAGAGCUUCUCUACUGGAAAUCUGAUUUCGAAAAUCGAAGAAUUGCAAUAUUCAAAGAGUUGGUCCAUGGCCCAAGACUGUUUUUCUGCACUGAGUGGAAUUUCUGAUGACACUGCAAUUGCGACUCGAAUGGUGAAAACUUUGUAUAAUCAUCAAUUAUAUUCUCAAGUUUUAGCUAAGCUACCAGCUUGUGUUAAUAAAAGCUAUACCGCAGCGCGGGAAAUGAAGGAAUGGUACAAAAUGGGUUUAUCCGCUGCGAAUGUAGAAGGAAAUAUUUCCCUGUUGAAAGAAUGGAUCCACAGAGUAGAGAUACUAAAGGACGUUAAUGAUCCCGAAAUAAACCUGGAAUACAAUAUUUCGAAGUCACUUAAUGCUGUCGCUUCAGGUGAUCUUCAUAAAACCAAGAAGUACAUCGACCAAUGUUUUGCCUUAAUCGGGACACACCUUACUGCUGCUUCUUCUGGAACAACAUUGGUCAAGAAACAAAAUUUGGUGAUGAAAUUACAUAGUUUAUACGACAUCUUAUUGUUGAGCGAAAAAGAUAACGAGUAUCAAUAUCACGAUGCUAUCUCUGUAUUAGAUUUUCGAAUGAGAAAUAUUAAGGCUGCAUUCGAACCAAACCAUUAUUUGCUUUCAAUCAGAAAGUCGUUUGGUUUAUUACAUAAACAAGAGUAUUCCAAGAAAGAGCUUAUAAAUACAUUCUUUGAGAUCACACAACUUUGUCGAAUGAACUCUAGGUUAGAUAUUGCAUGUGAGUCCUUAAUGUUUUGUCUAGAGAACGGUCAUUCACAAGCAGAGUUGGAAUUUGCUGAAAUUCUAUGGAAACAAGGAGAGAAUGAUAGAGCUUUAAAACUGGUUGAGGAAAUUCAUCAAAGGUUUGGGAGGAAACAAGACGUCAAGAAAAGAGAUAGAUCCGCUGUGUUGUUAAAAUACACUGAAUGGCUUGAUCUUUCAAAUAACUCAGCUUCCGAACAAAUUAUCAAACAAUAUAAAGAAAUAUUCAUAUUGGACCCCACAUGGGAUAAACCAUACUACUCGAUUGGCCAAUACUUUGCCAGGUUAUUAGAGAGGAAGAUUGCUGAAGGAUAUAUUACUGACGGUCAAUUAGAAUACAAAUCGGUAUCAUAUUUUUUGCUUGCCUUUGAAAAGAAUAGUAUUAAGGUUCGGGAAAAUCUCCCAAAGGUUAUUACGUUUUGGUUAGAUAUAGCAUCAGAUUCGAUGAAAGCAUCGUUGCAAAGCGAGAAAGAGAUAUUGCAAACUACAACUAAAGACAUUUGUAAGUGUAUCGAGGGAGCAUUACCACAAUGUCCAACCUACAUAUGGUAUUCCGUUCUAACACAAUUAUUGUCAAGAUUACUUCACACACAUAGAGGUUCUUCAAAAUUAAUAAUGAAAAUUCUAUUAAUGUUAACUGUCGAGUAUCCAGCUCAUUUAUUAUGGUACAUAUCAGGCUUAUUAAAUUCAUCUUCCAAACCACGUGUAAUUGUCGGGCAACAUAUUAUAGAAAAAUAUAGACACCAUCGCUCGCAAGUAAGUGCUUUAGUUGAUGAUUCUUCCAAAUUAACAGCAGCUCUGACAAAGGUUUGUUUGCAGGAUGUUAAGAAUAUAUCAAGUAGAUCCGGUAGAUCAUUAGAGAAAGAUUUCAACUUUGAUGUUAAAAUGGUACCGUCUAACAUGACAGUUCCCGUUAGAAUCAAUUUAGAAAUGCUAUCACCAUUAUCUGCAGAUUCUAUGGAUUUGUAUGUUCCAUUCGGAGAACCAGUAACUAUCUCAAGUUUUGGGAGUUCAUACAAAGUAUUUGCCUCACUAAAGAGACCUAAAAAAUUGAAUAUGAUUGGCUCUAACGGCCACAUCUAUGGUAUUAUGUGUAAAAAGGAAGAUGUUAGACAAGACAACCAGUACAUGCAAUUUGCAACCACAAUGGACUUCUUAUUGAGCAAGGAUGUGGAAUCCAUGAAACGUUACCUUGGGAUUACAACGUAUUCUGUUCUUUCGUUGAGAGAAGAUUGUGGGCUCAUAGAGAUCGUUCCAAACGUUAUCACCUUAAGAUCAAUAUUUGUUACGAAGUAUGAAGGCAUGAAGGUUAAAUAUAAUUUGAAGAGUCUAUACGAAAGUUGGCAAAACACUUCACCAGGGCAAAGGAUUGGAUUCUAUAAGGAACAAUUACUUAAGUUUCCUCCAGUCCUUUAUGAAUGGUUUUUGGAUACAUUUCCCGACCCUAUAAAUUGGUUUAAUGCACGUAACAGGUAUGCACGGUCGUAUGCUGUGAUGGGGAUGGUGGGUUACAUCCUUGGUUUAGGAGAUCGGCAUUGUGAGAAUAUUUUACUAGAUGUUGAAAGUGGUAACGUGCUUCAUGUGGACUUUGAUUGUUUAUUUGAAAAGGGGAAACGUCUACCAAUCCCAGAGAUUGUUCCAUUUAGAUUGACUCAAAAUCUUUAUGACGCUUUAGGAAUAACAGGAACAGAUGGUACUUUCAAGAAAACCAGUGAAGUCACACUGUCCUUAAUGAGAGACAAUGAAGUAGCGUUGAUGAACGUUAUUGAAACGAUUAUGUACGACAGGAACCUAGACGAUACGAUUCAAAGGGCAUUGAAAGUGAUUAGGAACAAAAUUCGUGGGAUAGAUCCAAGAGAUGAACUGAUCCUUAGUGUUCCAGGACAAGUCGAUACAUUGAUCCAAGAAUCAACAACCGACGACAACUUAGGUAAGAUGUAUAUAGGUUGGCUCCCGUUUUGGUGA
Molecule: messenger RNA, 7110 nt
Organism: Naumovozyma dairenensis CBS 421
Lineage: Eukaryota; Fungi; Ascomycota; Saccharomycetes; Saccharomycetales; Saccharomycetaceae
Gene: MEC1
Product: protein kinase MEC1
Exons: 1
Coding region: 1-7110 (2369 amino acids)
Biological process (GO): protein phosphorylation; telomere maintenance; DNA damage checkpoint signaling
Cellular component (GO): nucleus
Molecular function (GO): protein binding; protein serine/threonine kinase activity
Source: RefSeq, a predicted model, not a curated record